AUGCCCGCCAACCUCGACGCCCCGCCCGCCAUUCAGCUCAACGGUGCUACCGAGCCCACCACGAUGAAUCCCCAGCCCUCAGUACAGAACUUUGGCGAGCCGGCGCGGCCUGCGGUGCCCACGCGCAAUGACACGACUUUUUCCAAGUUCUCUACCGUGUCCGUGCCACCAGAAGGGUCUAUAUUAACGGGCAAACAAGAGCACUAUCUCAAGCGCGAACUCAUCUCCCAGCAAACCAAGUACGAAAUCGCCGAACUCUCCUCUCCUACAGCGCUGCGACGUUUUGGCGCGCCCUUUCGCUCAGAUGCCGGCGAAGUUGCGCCAGAAGACUCAGAACUGCCCCUCCUCCGCUACAUAUUCGUAAACCAUGUUCGCAACUUCCCCUUCCUGGACAAGGCCAAGGAGAAGGAGUUCUGGCAGGACAAACUCCAAGUUUUUCUGGAGUCCUUUGCGAGCAAAGACAUCUCAUCUUCGGAAGAUCGGUUGGAAGAGACCAAAAGAAGAAAGUUGGCGCUCAAAGCCGAGAAAUUGGUCGAGCUAAUGAUGGUAUCUGGUAUUCCUACCGCGUCAGGUUACGAAGAAAGAAUACGCUUUGCCGAAAUGGAAAUCGUAGAUAGACAAGCGGACGAGAAGGGACUCACCAUGAACACGCCGAGCGGCCACUCUAUCAACGGUUGGGACGUCAAUGUCUCAGGUGUCCGGACAACCUCCGAGUACCUCAUACGAGUAAAGCACGAUGGAGACAAAGAUUUCUAUAUUGGCCGUCGAUACGCAGACUUCGUCCAAUUACACAAGCGCAUACGUCUCGAACUUCCCGGCAAAGUACUCGCCCCGUUACCUCGAAAGAAUGCAAAAGAUGGGCUUCUACAGUCAAGUGUUGAUGACGAUGAUGUAAGCUCUAUCUCGUCGGGAUCUACCCAAGGGCCACCUCCUCCUGAACCUGAGAAUAGUGGUGGUGGUGGUCUGCGCAGCUAUAUCUUUGGUAGUGGACACAAGAAAAACGCCUCACAAACAUCGCUAGGAAGACGCUCGCCAAGGGCUUCGACGGACUACUCGGCGUACAAGGCCCCUCGGAAACUAUACAGGGAAGAACAACGUGUUUCUCUUCGUGCCUUCCUCCGAUCGUUUCUACACAAUGAGCGCAUUGCCCAGUCGAGUGCCAUGGCUGAAUUUCUGACACGCGAUCCCAUAGAGGUCAACGAGGAGGAGAUGGAAGACAUUCAAAGGCGAGAAGAGAUGGACAAGAAGCGCAUAGAAGAGCAAAGGCAGUUCUACGAAGUUGCACGCAAGCGAGCAGCGGAGCUUGAUAUCCACAUGGAGAAGUUCAGGAGAGAGAUUGUAGAAGCCAAUGGACUCUCCCACUUAUUCCAGGAGAUCAGGGUCAAGAACACGAUCGCAGAGCUCAAGCCAGAGUACCAAAAGUUCGCAGAGUGGUUACGGAUAGAAGUGGCUGCUACCAUCUACCAUUUGUUCCUAGCGGAAGACAACUCCCCCGAGCUAUUUGCUCAAGCGAAGCGCAUACACUCUCUCGUUCCAUACGGUGUCCUCAAGAACGUCAUUAGGAUAGCCAACCCUGCCGCAGUCAUGAGUGGAGUCCUGGAUCUGUUCCUUGCCCAACCGUUCGGUGCUCGAUCAUUACUCCAACGUAUAUUUGGUAUGGCCAUCAAUGAUGGUGUCAACUCUGUGCAGAAGACAAUCGAUACACUCGGUUCUACCAGGAUCAAGGAUGACGUGCUUUGCGACAAGAUCAAAGCAUACGUACAAGCAGACGAGGGCGUUAAGGAAGCGAUACGACAGGAAGCUGCGCGCGAUAACGUCGAUGUGGUGGUGACUAUACUACGUUCUGAGUUUUUCCAACCAGAGUUAUCUUCGCAACAAGUGGAGAAGGUUUUCAAUGCCUACGUUGCAUGGAACAACGCGGUCGAAAAUGUGAGAUCGCGCCGCCUCAGUAGAACAGCUAGCAGCCGCAGCAGUGUCAGUACAGCAACUAACGCGACCGGCCAGGUCGAAAAGGAGAUGCGAUCAGGUGCUGAGCUCUUCGCGCACCUGAAACAGUACUUGAAGCUCUGCCUAAGACAAAGAGACAAGUUGAUGAUGUUACAAAUCAUCGAAGAGCCCACGACUCUCCAACUCUUCCGAGAUCUAUUCACCAUUUUCUACGAGCCACUUGUCCGUGUCUACAAGUCCGCGAACGUAUACAACAGUAUUACUGAUUUUGCCAUGUUCGCCGAUGACACCAUUAAGACAAUUGAAGCUUGCCAACGGCAAGAAGUUUCUGCAGACCCCAAUCAAACCGUGCAAGCUUUUAUCGAUCUGUGCGCUCGUCACGAGGGUAACUUCUACAAGUUCGUUCACGAGGUCCACAAACACGACAAUGGUCUUUUUGACCAGCUCAUGGGCUGGUUAGAGGGUAUAUUGGAUUUCCUACGCCAUGGGCCUGGAAGUGGCGGCAAGCUCGACAUGAAUGCACUCUUCCAGGGUGGUAUGGAUUCAAACUUGGUCGACAAGAACAAGGCGAUUCGCGAGAUCAACAGUCUCAUCAAGUGGCAAAUGGCGCGGAAGAAGUGGCAUUCAGACAAGACCAGACAGAAGAUGGCGAGUGGUGGUGACGAUCCUGACCCGCUUAUGGGCGGUAUUGCUGGCUUCAAGUCGAGUGACUUUGGACUCAAUGCGAUGGAUCUCCAAGACCUUGAACUCGAUGAUGAUGGUAGCGACUCGACCGACUCAGAAGACAUGGACGACACAGAUGUAGCAGAUCCAAUCGAAGCCGAGCGCAAGAGCCGAGCGCGCGCUGCUGAGAAGCUUAGGAGAAAGGCUGGCGAACCCAAAAAGCCGGCAAUCGUGGAGCUGUACAAGCUCAGCGAGGGUUUCAACAGCAUGCUCAGGAACCCCGUCAACAUGCCCGCGAAAUCGCGAUUCACGAGGCUCGAUGCCUUUACCAAGACGGUCGAAGAUGCGCGCGUGCGCACAACAUCCGGUGGGGUUGUCACCAUAGUCAGCUUGUUGGUUGUCUUUUGGUUAACGUGGGGCGAGUGGGCCGAUUACAGGAGAGUAACGGUACGGCCAGAAUUGGUGGUCGAUAAGGGCAGAGGCGAACGCAUGGAGAUUGCCCUGAACGUAACGUUUCCAAGAGUGCCAUGCGAACUACUCACUCUCGAUGUCAUGGAUGUAUCUGGCGAGUUGCAAAUGGGCGUCACGCACGGUAUCAACAAGGUUCGACUAAGUCCUGAGAAGGAGGGUAGCAAAGUCAUCGACAUCAAGGCUUUGGAUCUGCACGCUGACGAAGCGUCACAUCUGGCCCCCGACUACUGCGGCGAAUGUUACGGCGCCCCUUCCCCCACCAACGCAAUCAAACCUGGCUGUUGCAACACCUGCGACGAAGUCCGCGAUGCUUAUGCCUCGAUCUCAUGGUCCUUUGGCCGUGGAGAGGGAGUCGAACAAUGCGAGAGAGAGCACUACGCCGAACAUCUCGAUCAACAACGCCAGGAAGGAUGUCGUCUUGAGGGCAGUGUCCGUGUCAACAAGGUCGUCGGAAACUUCCACAUUGCUCCUGGAAAGUCCUUCUCCAACGGCAACCUGCACGUCCACGAUCUCGAGAACUACUUCAAGGAUGAGUACGCGCACACCUUUACCCAUCGGGUCCACCAGCUUCGCUUUGGCCCUCAGCUCAGCGAUAUGGUCGUCCAAGACAUGCAGAGGAAACACCAAGGCUCAGCCGCCGGUGGAUGGUCGAACCACCACAUCAAUCCUCUCGAUGACACCGAGCAGCACACCGACGAGAAGGCAUACAACUACAUGUACUUCAUCAAGGUCGUGUCGACCGCUUACCUGCCUCUCGGCUGGGAGAAGGAGAUUAGUCGUCCCGGUAAACAAGAUGAGCUGCUCGGCGCCACGAUUGAUGCUACAUAUAAGGGCAGUAUUGAGACGCACCAGUACUCUGUUACUAGUCAUCAUAGGAGUCUCCAGGGUGGUACCGAUGAGAAGGAGGGUCACAAGGAAAGAAUCCAUGCCAGGGGAGGUAUUCCCGGCGUUUUCUUCUCUUAUGACAUUUCACCAAUGAAGGUCAUAAAUCGCGAAGUCCGCGAGAAGACUUUCUCUGGCUUCCUCGUCGGUCUCUGCGCCGUAAUUGGUGGUACUCUCACCGUCGCUGCAGCCGUGGACCGGGCACUCACAACCAACGUACUCCGAUUAAAAAUGAACGAUCAACCAAGAGGCGGACGGGGGCGGGGCCGGGGUCGAGGACGCGGGAACUGGAGCGUUUCUUUCACACCACAAAACCACGAUGACGAUCAGAUGAUGCUUGAUGGUGACUCCUCACGUGGACGAGGCAGAGGAAGGGGACGAGGAAGAGGAGGAUUCAGGGGCGGUCCAAACAGUUUCCAGCAUGAAAACCGUUCACGAGAACCAUUAGUCGACAAAGACAUGCUUGCAAAGCUGAAAUCGAAUCCAUCCUACGCGCUUAUGGAAGGCUUCCUCGGACGACGUUACGAUGCAGCCAACAAAUUACUAAACCUCUCGACUAUUGCCGGAGAUCAAGAGAUCCUCCAAUCUGGCAUGUUUGCCUCAGAAGGUGCACAGAAGAAGUUCUUCCCUGCCCUCAUGAUCGUUUGCGAUGCCAUUCUUGAGACGCUAGAAGCAAAAGAGCAAGCAAUCCACAGCGUCACACUCGCCGGCAAUAACCUCCAAAAUACACACGCUGUUUACCAACUCUGCAAUCAUUUCCGCCACAUCCAGAACCUUGAUCUCAGCAACAACGCUUUUGCGACGCUGGACGCGCUAAAGCCUUGGAAAGGCCGCUUCAGGAACGUCGAACACCUCAUUGUCGACCCGUUCCCAACACCCAACUGGGAGGAUGAGAUCAUCUCUUGGUUUCCUAAACUCAAAAUUUUGAAUGGCAAUCAGGUUCGACCUGACGCAGCAGUGGCAAAGAACAACGCAGCAAACGCACAUCAAAUACCAUCAUCCACCACACCAACACCUAUACCAACGACUAUCGACCCGGAGCAGCAAAGAAAAGAAGAGAUGAUCCUCUAUGUUCAGCGCGAAACCAACCUCAAGCGCGACUAUGCCAUUCAAUGUCUGGAAGCUGGCCAGUGGAACAUCGAGCAAGCAGGCGCUCUCUUCGCACAAAGUCGAGAGUCUUUGCCAGCUGAAGCGUACAACUAG
This is a messenger RNA of Alternaria burnsii, 5166 nucleotides long. Its product is annotated as px domain containing protein. The transcript is spliced from 10 exons. The coding region runs from base 1 to 5166 and encodes 1721 amino acids. The record is from RefSeq and is a predicted model, not a curated record. Gene Ontology annotation, biological process: mRNA transport. Gene Ontology annotation, cellular component: nucleus. NCBI's taxonomy places the organism in Eukaryota, Fungi, Ascomycota, Dothideomycetes, Pleosporales, Pleosporaceae. Gene Ontology annotation, molecular function: phosphatidylinositol binding; protein binding.